GGAUUUUGUGGUCCUUAGAUUGAGUCAGUAGGUCGUGUCAGUCAGAGGGUAGGUCUAAGUGGUGAGGAGUGGGACAAUCUCUGUCGUGCACCUAACACCAUGGACGAUUACCCUAUGUACGGCUUGCUCGUGGGGUUCUCCUUGUGGGGGACCUUCUGGCGUCUCCUCUUCCCUCUGGGAUUUUGGAACACCUUUACGUGUAGAGUAGACACGAGGGGUGGUGCUAGUACCAAGCCUUACACCCAGGAGCAGGUGGAGGAAACUGCGAGGAUCUUGGCCGAACGGAAGGCCAAGAAAGAGAAGAAAGAGUUCCUCAAGCAGGGGAAGUUGAAAGCAAUCGCAGAGGAGCAGGCGGCGAAGAAGAAGAAGCUAGAGGAGGAGAUGGUGAGGUUGCAGCAGGAAGAGGAAGAGAAAAGAAAGGCUGUUGAAGAAGAGGCGGCAACAGAGGAGGAGGAAGUAGAAGAGGAACCCCUUGAAAGGAGGCGUGGAGGAGACAAAGGAGAGACAAGUGGCACGAAGGGAGAGGACGCAUGGAUGGAGAAAAAGAUUAGCGAGUGGGUGGCAAACCUAUCGUUGGGGGAAGACGAAGAGGCACUGUUGUAUGUGCCCCAGGAGGAGAGAGAGGCUGGAAGCAAUGGAGAACCCCCUGGACCGCCAGACGGCAGAAGAUGAAAAGAAGUUGGAGUGGAAGUUGCGUAUGAUGAGGGAGAAGAAGAGAAGGAGGGAGGAAACCAAUCGGGUGGCUAGAGAGGUGGAGAAAGUCCAGGCAUGCGGAUAGGAGGUGCAGGCAGAGGCAGAAACCCCUGCGAAAUUAGAUAAGAUUUUGGGGUACCUGGAGGUUCUGAGUGAGGCCUGGCUUGAGGAGCAUCAGGCCAACGAGGGUCAAGAUGUGACCCUUCAUGCCAUCCGGACCGGGUUCAGAGAGUUUGCACACUGUCGAGCGCAUCGGUCCGGCACCACACAUGGCAGCGUGGGACCCUUCCCACUAG
Chara braunii is the source of this 989-nucleotide messenger RNA. The record is from the annotation of a GenBank genome assembly. NCBI's taxonomy places the organism in Eukaryota, Viridiplantae, Streptophyta, Charophyceae, Charales, Characeae.